Molecule: messenger RNA, 1866 nt
Organism: Saprolegnia diclina VS20
Lineage: Eukaryota; Oomycota; Saprolegniomycetes; Saprolegniales; Saprolegniaceae
Exons: 2
Coding region: 1-1770 (589 amino acids)
Source: RefSeq, a predicted model, not a curated record
AUGAGCAAGCUACCUUGCGCAGUGCCGAUGGCGAUCGUCCAGCCCGGUGUCCUUCGGUACAUCGUCCAGUGCUUGACCUCGACCAGGGACGUCUUGUCGCUGCUUCAGGCGCUGCCACGCGAUGCACUCGAUGCGUCGCUGGCGGCGCUUUGGACGCUCUUGUCGACACCCAGUGAGUACGAGGCCAAGCACUGGCCGCAGAUCUGCAUUGAAGACAUCAAUGGCCGAUACGCACCCACCGUACUCGCCGCGCUCCCGGUGUUUCGCUCGAUUCGCAUCAACAAUCUCGGUGAUCUCGACUACGUCCUACAAGCUGCGAGCAGUAACGUCGACGACGCUCCGUUGGCGUCAGCAAUUUUGCUCGCCGCCAAGUGGGGCCACAAGAUCGCGAUUUGUACCGUAGAUCGGAGGCUCGAUGGCUAUUGUCUUGACGACCUCAUCAACUUUUUCGGUCUUUGCACCGGCCUCGACGAAAUUCUCGUGCACCCGGACGAGCUCGACCAAGCUUUUCUCGCAGCGGUCCUUCACGCGGCGCAGCACGCCACGCGGUUAGAGUUCUCAUCGACCAAAGCGAGCGGGCUCGAGUGUGGCGACUGGCGACCGCUCCUUGCCGCGUGGCUUGCGUCCGGGCAUGCCACGCACCUUGGUCUCGAGGCCAUCUCGUUUGACGACAAUGAAGGUUUGGCAUAUGCCAUUGCCGCCGCGCCAUCGCUCGAUAGUCUCUCACUCGCCUACGCCAGCAGUGUGCUAAGAAGCUUCGUCCAUGAAGCUGUGCCGCUGCCGCACCUAACGCAGCUACAAUUGCAUCUGGACGACAACGACGGCGACGAUGUCUUCGCUGAGACGCUCUUGAGGGAGGGGAUUGAUGUCUCGGCACUUUGUGUCCUCAGUCUCGAGGCCGAUUUCGAGUGGGACGGCACCUUUGUUCUGGAGCUGCUGCCUGAUCUCUUGGCGCUGCAGGAGCUGUCGCUCACCGGCUGUUCACUCCAGUCGAUGCCCCCUUUGCACGUGCCACGCCACCUCAAAUUGCUCGAGCUGCAGGAAUGCGACAUGGACGAUGACGUGUGCUUGGAGCUCUUGGCGUGGGCGUCGCAGGCGCCAUGCCUCACGACUCUCCGAUUGGUCACGAUCUCGACGCCGCGGACCAACCCCGACCGCUUUGGUCGCUUUCUUCGCCAGUGGAUCCGUAAAGGUGUCGGUCGCAUCGAGAUUGUGCACUGCGACUUGAACGAAAAGAGUGGAUUCGCGAUUGCGUCGGCCCUUGGCAACACGCACCGAUCGUCGAAUCAUUUUGUACUCAAGCUGGAUGGUGACAACUUGAGUCUCCAGGUGUAUUACUCGCUCUUGGAGGCGCUCGCGACGUUGACCGACGCUGACGGCGUCGUGCAAGGCGUGGUCAAAGCCGUCGUGCCGCUCCAGUGCGUCACGGAGCUGCGACUCACCCUUCCCGAGGACGACGACAUUUACCCCGAGCCGUUGAUGCCCAACGUGAUGGAUCUCUCGGCGCUUCGUAUCCUCGAGCUCCCCUCGCCGUGCUAUUGGGACUGCACCUUUCUUCUGGCGCCCCUGCCGCGCCUCGUGGCGCUCGAAGAGCUAUUUCCGCCGCGGCCGCCAUUUUUACCCCGAGCAGCAGCAAGCGGCCUUGCUUCGCGCCAAUCUCGGGGCGUCCUCGUGCACAUUGCGCAUGGCUUGUCCUCAGCUCGCGACGUUCCCGCGCUGCUAAAGGCGCUGCCACUGGAGGCAUGCACCGCGCCAUUGGCGGCGCUUUAAACCCUCUUGUCGACACCGAAUGCCUUGGCUGUCGAGCACUGGCCACAUGUCUGCAUCGAAGAGAUGGAUCCACGCUACACAGCUUGCCGCGCUCCC